Nakaseomyces glabratus is the source of this 1005-nucleotide messenger RNA. It is a transcript of the gene BUB2, whose product is annotated as Bub2p. Gene Ontology annotation, biological process: negative regulation of septation initiation signaling; activation of GTPase activity. NCBI's taxonomy places the organism in Eukaryota, Fungi, Ascomycota, Saccharomycetes, Saccharomycetales, Saccharomycetaceae. The record is from RefSeq and is a predicted model, not a curated record. Gene Ontology annotation, molecular function: GTPase activator activity. Gene Ontology annotation, cellular component: mitotic spindle pole body.
AUGGAGAAGUUCAUAUCGCAUCCACCGUUGUUGGUACACACAUCUCUGUCUCAGCUGCGGUACUUGAUACUGAGUGAAGGUAUACCUGUGGCAGGGAACGAUAAGCGUAAGCGGAGCAAGCGAGGGAACUUAUCGGGUGGCGAUGAAGUAGAUUCUGGAGGUAGCGAGGCGGACACUCACUCCCAGCAGUCGAUAAAGCGGUUGAGAUGCUACGUGUGGUCUAUCCUGUCUCGUACGUCAAUGGAACGGUGUUCGCAGAAGUAUCUGGCAUUGCUGCAGUUGGGCCCGCCUGAAACUCAUAUACUACAGAAGAUCAAGAACGAUACCUCAAGAACAUUACAGACAGACCCCAAAUUUAGGGCACAGGUGUCUGAAGAUGCACUACUGCGAUGUCUAAGUUGCUUUGCAUGGGAAAUAGAACGCAAGAAAAGACAAGCCGGCGAAGGAGACACUGUGGAUGUUAGUGCCUAUGUGCAAGGUAUGAACGUGCUUCUCGCGCCAUUGUUGUACUCUUGUCCAAGUGAAGCCAUGGCUUACCAGUUGUUCUCUACGAUGUGUAAGAGGAUCAUCCCGGCCUACUUGACCAGAAGUCUCGCAGGCGCACAGAACGGUGCUAGAUUAUUGGAUGCCUGUCUUCGGAUCGUCGACCCAAAGCUAAGUAAGUACCUGGGUGACAACCUUCUGCCGGCAGAAAUCUACGGUAUGCCCUCGAUCCUUACGCUCUCAAGUUGUAACAAGCCCCUCGACCAGGUGUGUCGUCUGUGGGAUUUUAUGUUUGCAUACGGUUUCCACAUGAAUGUUUUAUUCGUGGUCGCUCAAUUGGUGUCCAUCCGUAGCAAAAUAUUCGAGUCAGAAUCACCAAUGAAUAUGCUACGACAACUACCUGAAUUUGACGCGGAUGAGAUCAUUAGGCUGGGUGUUGGAUUUGUUGCCAAGAUACCUCCAGAUCUAUACGAUCUCCUGAUAAGACAUCUGACAGAUCCUGAUAUCGUGAUAGCAGAGUGA